AAAUAUGGCCAUAUUUAGCGAUUAAAUUUCUUGGCUCUCAAGAUAGACGGAGAGUUCUCUAGAACUCGAGAGAGGCGAAGGGAAAAAAAGGGAUUUAUCUGCAAGAUUAGAGCGAGAACGUUAGGAGGUCUAGAAGGAGACAAAGAGGAGGAUGGCGAUGGAACAAGAAAGAAAAAAGAGACAGAGAAGGAAGCGUGGUUGUCCAAACUCUGUUGCAGACACUAUCUCUCGCUGGAGAGAGCAGAACAAUCAACCUGAUGCACAAAAACGUAUUCAACGUGCACCCGCAAAGGGAUCGAAGAAAGGAUGCAUGCAAGGCAAGGGAGGCCCAGACAACCCGAAUUGCAGAUACCGCGGUGUAAGGCAGCGCACUUGGGGGAAGUGGGUAGCUGAAAUUAGAGAACCUAACGGCAUUAGUCGACUGUGGUUGGGAACAUUUCCAACUGCAGAGGAAGCUGCACUUGCAUAUGAUGAGGCUGCAAGAGCUAUGUAUGGACCUUAUGCACGCCUCAAUUUGCCUGACAGUCAUGUUGCAACUACUGAAUCAAGUGCAACGACGACGAUGUCACGUCAUUCGGAAGCUAGUGUUUGUGACACUGAGAAGGUGGAAUUGAUGCGGCCAAAGGUUGAACAGAUUGAUAUGUCUCAGAAUGAUAAAUUGUCAUCGAGAACAGACCCUACGAGCAUCUUGAAAUGUGAACGAAAAAUGGAGCAUGAUCAGGUUGGAGAUGAUUGGCAGGUCGAUGACUUCUGCCUGGAGGAUCUGUUGGAUGCAAAUUUUGGUGUCGCAGAUGGCGCAGAUUACAGAUUAGAGUGGAAUGAUAGCGGAACUUAUAAUUGGGUGGAACAUGAUGCUGCUUAUAUGCCAUUCUACCUUCAGAAUCCUGAAGAAAGAAUGUUUGGGUCCCUUACCGAGACGCAACAAGAUCAUCUUGGGUUCGAUCCUAGUGAUUUCAUGAUAUGGCCUUCUGAGGAAAACUAGUGAGCUGGAUCGAUCUGAGGUUUUAAAGCUGCAUGGAUUAGGAGUUUUGCUUUGGGAAUUUGCAAAAUGGUUUGCCGUUCAUGCUUUUGGUGAUGCUUUGUACAUGUCUGGUGGCGGGUUUGGAUGAAUACACGAUUCAUUCACAAAUUUUGUAUUGGAACUUGCUCGUUUUCCCCAUUUUAAACGAGGAAAAAUAGCGUGUUCGAUAUUUUUGCUAUCAUAUUUAUAGUUCAAUAUUUUGGCGUGGCGCCUCUGGUUGUAUAACAUGAAUGGGAAAUGAUCAUGUGCUAUUUUU
Zingiber officinale is the source of this 1277-nucleotide messenger RNA. RefSeq names its product dehydration-responsive element-binding protein 2A-like. The record is from RefSeq and is a predicted model, not a curated record. Gene Ontology annotation, cellular component: nucleus. Gene Ontology annotation, biological process: positive regulation of DNA-templated transcription; response to stress. The coding region runs from base 152 to 982 and encodes 276 amino acids. Gene Ontology annotation, molecular function: DNA-binding transcription factor activity; transcription cis-regulatory region binding. Lineage: Eukaryota; Viridiplantae; Streptophyta; Magnoliopsida; Zingiberales; Zingiberaceae. The transcript is spliced from 2 exons.